Carlito syrichta (Philippine tarsier) is the source of this 1212-nucleotide messenger RNA. It is a transcript of the gene RBMS3, whose product is annotated as RNA binding motif single stranded interacting protein 3. NCBI's taxonomy places the organism in Eukaryota, Metazoa, Chordata, Mammalia, Primates, Tarsiidae. Gene Ontology annotation, cellular component: nucleus; cytosol; ribonucleoprotein complex. The record is from RefSeq and is a predicted model, not a curated record. The transcript has 12 exons. Gene Ontology annotation, molecular function: mRNA 3'-UTR binding; poly(A) binding; poly(U) RNA binding. Bases 1 to 1053 code for a protein of 350 amino acids.
AUGCAGCUUUUUGUGCGUACUAACAAGGGGUUUUGUGUUUUCACAGGUUAUGGUUUUGUAGAUUUUGACAGUCCUGCAGCUGCACAGAAAGCGGUAGCGUCUCUCAAGGCAAAUGGCGUGCAGGCACAGAUGGCCAAGCAACAAGAACAAGAUCCAACAAACCUAUACAUCUCAAAUCUCCCCAUUUCUAUGGAUGAGCAGGAACUUGAGAAUAUGCUGAAACCCUUUGGACAUGUCAUUUCGACAAGAAUACUCAGAGACGCAAAUGGAGUCAGCAGAGGUGUUGGCUUUGCCAGAAUGGAGUCUACUGAAAAAUGUGAAGUGGUAAUUCAACAUUUUAAUGGAAAAUACCUGAAAACACCACCAGGCAUCCCAGCACCCAGUGAGCCUUUACUGUGCAAAUUCGCUGAUGGAGGACAAAAGAAGCGACAGAAUCAAAGCAAAUAUACCCAGAAUGGAAGGCCUUGGCCCAGGGAAGGAGAGGCUGGCAUGGCUCUGACCUAUGACCCCACAGCUGCCAUACAGAAUGGAUUUUAUUCUUCACCGUACAGUAUUGCAACCAACCGCAUGAUUCCACAGACAUCUAUCACGCCAUUCAUUGCUGCUUCCCCUGUCUCCACAUACCAGGUCCAGAGUACUUCAUGGAUGCCUCAUCCGCCAUACGUUAUGCAACCAACAGGUGCUGUGAUUACACCAACGAUGGACCAUCCUAUGUCAAUGCAGCCAGCCAACAUGAUGGGUCCCCUGACACAGCAGAUGAAUCACCUUUCGUUGGGCACAACAGGAACGAUUCAAUCCCAAGACAGGAUUAUGAUACUUCACCAGCUGUUGUGUCAGUAUAUGACUGCUGCCGCUCCUAUGCAAGGGACCUACAUUCCCCAGUACACGCCUGUGCCUCCAACAGCUGUUUCUAUUGAAGGUGUUGUUGCUGAUACUUCUCCCCAGACAGUGGCUCCUUCAUCCCAGGACACCAGUGGUCAGCAACAACAAAUAGCUGUGGACACAUCCAAUGAACAUGCACCUGCAUAUUCCUACCAACAGUCUAAACCAUAAACAGGACUGAAGACUGUCCGUCUGAAAUUUUGCCUUGAAUGAAGAAACUUCAUUGAACAAGAAGUUGGCUUCCAGUUUGCACAGGCGUCAAUGGAAUGCUUUUUUUUUUUAAUUUUAUACUUUACCCAAUGAAAACAAAGUUUUUAUGUGCUGUGCAAA